Messenger RNA from Pantherophis guttatus, 4621 nucleotides. RefSeq names its product ankyrin repeat and MYND domain containing 2 (gene ANKMY2). Gene Ontology annotation, molecular function: protein binding. The record is from RefSeq and is a predicted model, not a curated record. NCBI's taxonomy places the organism in Eukaryota, Metazoa, Chordata, Lepidosauria, Squamata, Colubridae.
GCUCUAGUAAAGCGCUCAGAGGAAGCAUCGGAGUUGCCCCAGCUGAUCGGUCGCGGUUUCCAGUGCCAAUACACUCCAUUUUAUGACUGUUGGCAGGGAGGGGAAAGAAGAAAAAGGAAGAAUAUACAUAAAAUAGGCGAUGGCGCUUCCAAAAAGAGGUGACUUGAACGAGGAGGAGACAGCAUUGCUUGAAGUCAUCAGCAGCGGAAACACCGAAGAAGCGUCAAGACUCCUUGGCAGCAAGACUGUCCGUGUGAAUUGUUUAGAUGAGCAUGGAAUGACCCCUCUAAUGCAUGCAGCAUAUAAGGGUAAAACUGAUAUAUGCAGACUAUUGAUGCAACAUGGAGCUGAUGUAAACUGCAACAAUCAUGAAUAUGGAUAUACUGCCUUAAUGUUUGCUGGACUGUCAGGCAAUAAAGAAAUAACCCGGAUGGUGUUAGAGGCUGGAGCAGAGAUUGAUGUCGUCAAUUCUGUGGGGAGAACUGCAGCUCAGAUGGCUGCUUUUGUGGGUCAGCAUGAUUGUGUAACAGUUAUCAACAACUUCUUUCCACGUGAAAAGCUAAACUACUACACAAAACCACAAGGACUGGAUAAAGAACCCAAGCUUCCAAUUAAGCUAGCUGGACCUCUACAUAAGAUCAUUACAACUACUAAUUUGCAUCCUGUUAAGGUUGUGUUGCUGGUGAAAGAAAAUCCUCUUUUGGCAGAAGUUGAAGCAAUGCAGAAAUGUUACAAAAUAUUGGAUCUGAUUUGUGAGAAGUGCAUGAAGCAGAGAGAAAUGAAUGAAGUCCUUGCAAUUAAAAUGCACUACAUUAGCUGCAUUUUCAAAAAAUGUAUCAUUUUCCUUGAGCGAGAAGACAAAUUGGAUGGAUUAAUCAAAAGCCUGUUAAAAGGCAGAGAGAGAGAUGGAUUUCCGGUUUAUCAAGAGAAGAUCAUCAGGGAAUCUAUUCGAAAAUUUCCUUACUGUGAAACUACCUUGCUGCAGCAGCUUGUGAGAAACAUUUCUCCUGUUGAAAUUGGUUCUGAUCCCACAGCAUUUUCUGUACUUACACAAGCUAUUACUGGCCAAAUAGGCUUUAUAGAUGCUGAAUUUUGUACAACAUGUGGGGAAAAGGGAGCAGACAAAAGAUGUUCUACAUGCAAAAUGGUUAUUUACUGUGAUCAGACUUGCCAGAAAAUGCACUGGUUUACACACAAGAAAUCAUGCAGCAUGCUAAAGAAGAUUUAUGAGAAGCAGACGGUAGAAGCAGCCAAAGAAAAAAAUAAAGAAGCAGCACGAAUUGCAGAAUCUAUUUUAACAAGUGAAGAACAGUCCUCUGAACCUGAAACUCAUAAAGACAUGGAAAUAAAAAGUACUGGAGACCAAAGUGAAGUGAUUCCCAGCAUAAAAAUGACUAUGUCAUCUCCAGCGGUUUGUAGCUUUCUUGAAGAGGAAACUACUUUAGAAAACAUUGUUAGUGAAAAGGUUCAAGAAUCUGAAGAAUAAACAAUACUUUUAAAAGAAUGUCAUCUGGAUCACAGUCCAUAGACUGGAUUUCACAAUAUGCUAAGUGCUCAAUAACAUACUGUAUUUCAAUUUUUAUAUCAAGUAUAACUCACAGAAUUGUAGAUUGUAAUAAAGAACUUAAAUAGCUGGUUAAAAUCAGAAUAACAUAAACCCAUCUGUUUUUGUUCCUGUAUACCUUAGGUAUGGUUAAAAAAAAAGAGUUUAAAAUAGAUUCAUGUUGCAGUACAAAAAGCUUAUUUAAUUCAAGCCAGUUUAAUCAAGUUACUACCAUAAUGAUAUCUGAAAUAUAAACACAGGUAGUCCUCGACUUAUGACUGGUUGCUUAGUGACUAUUUGAAGUUAUGGUGGACCUCCGCCAAAGUUAUUUAAACUCCUGUUUCAAAAUUACACCUGCUGUAGGACCUCAAGGUCACUUGUUCUUAUGACCAACCACAGGGACACUGCAGCAACACCUCUGCUUAUCUCCCCCGCACCUGGGCUCUACUUGCCUUGGGCCCACUCCCCCCCACAGGGCUCCACAACCUCCUCCUCACCUUUAAAAGAUAUCUGGUUAGGAAAGGAAGAUAGGUCACUCUGCUCCUGGACCUCAUGGCCAGUUAUGGCUGCAAUCCCAUAACUGGUCACCAUUUUGGGGAAGUAAUCUAUUGAAUAGGUUAGGAGGAGCCUGGUGGCGCAGCAGACUAAUAGCCUGUUAUUAACAUUCAGCUGCCUGCAAUUACUGCAAGUUCGAAUCUCCCCAGGCUCAAGGUUGACUCAGCCUUCCAUCCUUUCUAAGGUAGGUAAAUUGAGGACCGAGUUUAUGGGGGCAAUAAGCUGACUUUGUAUAAAUAUACAAAAGUAUGAAGGCUAUUGCUUAUUGCUUAACGCAUUGUAAGCCGCCCUGAGUCUCCGGAGAAGGGCGGCAUAUAAAUCAAAUUAAAAAAAAAAAAAAUUGUGGCCAUUUAGAAAAUGGCAUCCACUUCAGGAUUGCACCACAUAGCUCAGAAACAAGGACCCCUAUCAUUUCCUAAUCCUAGCUCCAGAGUUUGAAAAGUAAAUGCACAAUGGAUGAGGAGAGUAUAGGUUCUGUUGGGGUGGAAACAAGCCCAAGGCCUUCAAGGACUUUGUCUUUCUUGGAUUCCCCCCCUCCCCUAUUUUAACUGUCUUAAACAAAAUAAAAUAUAUACAAAAAAGAUCUCUAACCAUAAUGGACAGUCUCUAUUAUGGUCAUCAGUCGAGGAUUACCUGUGCAUUAAAAUUCUUAGUUUUCAUUUAGUAUGUUACUUGCCAGUUUCUGUUAAACAGUAUUGCUAAUCUAUAUUGGUUUAAUUAACUUUCAUUAUAAAUUUUCAGUUAUAGAGCUUUUUUCAAAACAAAUUAAGCAUAAUGUUUGCUGAAAAAUUGACAAAUAACAACUUGACUAUAUUUUAAGUAUUAGUGAUGUUUUAAUAAUAUAAUCAAAUUAAUCUUUGAACAAUAUGUUAUCAUGUGUAAUCUGGAAUAGAGAGGCAUGAAACACCUUGAACCUAGAUUUGGGGGUGGGAGGAGGGAGAGAUAAGAGUAAAAGAGCUGAAUUCCACAAAUAUUCUUGAAUUAUACCUGACUUUCAUUAUAUCCCAAAUACUCAGAUUGUAUUUUUAGGAAAAUAGAAGUACAGAUAGUAGUGUUAAAAGUAUUCCGAAAUGUCAAUGUGUUGUCAUUUUCUCUCUUUGUGAUUGGAAUGGAAGUACAGAUUAUGCAGGACAUCUUUUUAUUUAGAAAGGAACAACUUUUAAUAUACUACUAGCUAUCUAAAGUUUACCUGUUCGCUGCAGUACUUAUGCUUUCAAUGAGAUACAGGCUUUAUGGUGGGGGAAGAAUUAUUCAUUUAUUACAACUGUGUUUCUAAUAAAUUUAUAUAUAAACUUUUUUUUACCUGUGCAUUAAACUACAGGUAAUACUCAUUUAAUGACCACUCAUUCAGUGACCGCUCAAAGUUACAAUGGUGCUGAACAAAUGAUAUUUGCAGCCAUUGCAAUACCCUUGCAAUGUUGACCAAAAUUCGGGUGAUUGGCAGCCUACUCAUUUAGGACUACUUUACCCCCACCUGCUUAUCUCCUAUCAUAUUUGCCCUUUUAAUCAGCCUGCACCCUCAUGGCCCCUGCCACCUGCAUUCCGCUGUCCUCAGCUGAAAAAUACAAUCACUGGCUUUUUCCUCCUGAUGCUGUUGGCAAGGCAUGCCCACCCCAACCUUUCAUAAGAUGGCUGCAGCCCAGUGAAGCCUUAUUCCCAAAGCCUUGGGAAGGCUUUCUGAGGCUUCAAAAAGACUGCAUGCAGUUUCAGGAAAAAGGCGUCAGGAAGGGCCAGGCCAGGCACACUUAUCAGCAGUGGGACAAAGACAGUAAAAGUCAGCAGGGGCAUUGGAGUGCAAAGGCAGUGGAGGUCAAGGCAAAGUGCAGGGAAAUCAAAGGGCAUAAAUGGGAGUAGAUAGGUGGGUGUGGAGAGUUGAAGAGGAGGUAAGCAUAGCAGGAUAAGAGAAACAUGAAUCUUUGCCGAUCAGCCACUACUGGAACUAUUGAAACUGCUGUUGAUAAACAGUACAGUCAUGUGAAAUUUUACCUAAUGACUGCUUUGCUUAGCAAUAGAAAUUCCACUCCAAAUUAAAUGGAUUAAAAAAGGACUACCUGUAUACAAUUUCUGAAAAUCCAUAUCUGCACAUUAAUCAUAUUAGUUGAUCUAAUAUAUAGCAGGAAAUAUAGUUGCACUCCCUUGGGGAAAAUAGUUUGAAAAUUACAGGAAGAUUCUACUGUGAUUUCUUUUCCUUUGAUAAACUAUUUUAUUUAAAUAUUACCUAUUUUUCUUCAUUUGAACAAUAAGCUUGUGCUAGGCUAACCACUGUUCUUUUUUUAAAAAAGCAACAUAGAUUAUAAAAAUUAAAACUAAUUUUUUUAAAAAUUCACAUGGUUAAGGUGAGAUUGGUUUAAUCUAUGAGGUUAUGACUAAAUCUUGGCAUAGAGAAACAUUGUUCCAGCUUUUCAUUUUUGGAAUAUAAAAACAUCUCUAAAUAAGCAUAUCUUGAAUCCACCCCUUAUUAUUUUUUAGACAUUUUUAUAUUUCUGUAAUUUUAUUCUUUAAUAAAACCAAAGCUUUUCAUAA